AAAGCGGGCACAUUGUUGGAGGCUGCACGUGUCGCGCACCAUUUCGCUGUCGUUGUCUGCAUGGCCGUUGUUGCUCGAUGCAUCCCGUCCACCCUGAUCUGUGCUGGCCGAGCCCCAGGCCACCAUGAGCGAUCCGCAGAGCCAGCCCCCGCCUUCCUUUCUCGACGCCGACAUCGACCUUGAUCAGGCCAUCGAUGCCCCGGGCGCCCAGCAGCCAGCCGAGCCGCUGCCGCCUCUCCGCAAGCCUGUGGCCAAGAUCGACCUGGAGCUACUCUUGGGAGAGAAUGGACUACCCAAGCUACGAAAGAUGGGCUCCAAGCUCAAGCUGGCCGGGAAGGGACAUGAGCUCGACGACUUUAGAAAGAUCAUGCGCAUGUAUCAGCUGUGGGGACACCACAUGCUUCCGGCCUACAAGUUCGACCGCAUCAUCAGCGAAGCUGAAAAGCACUGCCAUCGCCGCCCCUUGCGUGUGUGGCUCUCAAACACAAUCACAGAAGACCGCCGCCGUCGGCUCGGCAUCAUCUUUAGCAACGACCCAGACCAGCCGCCUCUGACCAAUGAGCAACUGGACGAACAGCCGGCAGAUCCCGAAGCCCUCGGAAAUGCUGCUGCUUCAUCCAGCAGCAGCAGCAGCGUGGCUCCUGCAAGCCAGGCCAUGAGCGAAGACGUGAUCGCACGGAUCGAGCAGAACCGGCGGCGGGCUCUCGUCAUUCUCGAAGAGAAGCGACUCCGACAGCAGGCUCAAGGGAGCUUGCCGUCGACAUCGGCGGCUGAUGCGUCAACGGAAGCCACACCAGGACCUGCAGCGUCGGCACAGCCCAGUCGCUCAAGCCCCAGAUCGUCAUUUGAUGGAUCCGACCCUGCUGCUGCGGCCGAUCCGGAAAAUAUCCGGCCAGACGAAGGCUUUGAGGACCACCACUGGGCUGAGAUGGAUCAAGACUGGGAGAGAAGCUUGGAAAUGGCCGAGGAAGACGAACGCCGCCGCUUAGAAAUGAGGUUUAUGGAGAUGGAGCAAAACGAAUUCUAAUGGCGGUCUCGCGAUAGGCAGCUGGAUUGCUUCGUCUUGUCCACCAUCCGUCUGCUGCCUCAGCGGACAAUACCUCGCCCUGCGGAUGUCUCGCAAGUACAUUGGACCCAUCGGCAACUAGCUCCCGCUCCAUGGCCAUUUUUGAUGCCGAGCUCAAUACAGCAUUCGCUCAUGA
Messenger RNA from Polychytrium aggregatum, 1202 nucleotides. Its product is annotated as replication fork protection component Swi3-domain-containing protein. Bases 125 to 1027 code for a protein of 300 amino acids. Gene Ontology annotation, biological process: replication fork arrest; DNA replication checkpoint signaling; replication fork processing. Gene Ontology annotation, cellular component: nucleus; replication fork protection complex. The record is from RefSeq and is a predicted model, not a curated record. Gene Ontology annotation, molecular function: DNA binding. Lineage: Eukaryota; Fungi; Chytridiomycota; Chytridiomycetes; Polychytriales. The transcript has 4 exons.